UUAGUCUUUCAGGUUUUGUUGUAAUUAAAUAAAGUAACUGUAAAACACCAUGUCAAAGGUGUUGAUGAUUCGACAUUUACCAACAGAAUUAUCAAUUCAAGAUAAAGAGCAACUAUUAAAGCAUUUUGGUGCCGAAAAAGUGUGGGAAACAACCAAAAAACGGAACUAUGUGUUUGCUUCUUUCCCUUCGGUGGAGACAGCUAAAGCUUCGCUAAUACGUCUUCAUCAGCUUGAAAUAGCACAAAGGAGGUUAGUUGUGGAAUAUUCUUUAGAAAAGGAACCCAUAACACACGAUAAAAAUGACAUCGAAAGAAGUUCGUCAACUACAAAGCAAGUAAAGGAAUUUCUGAGGCUACUUAACGCCUGGAAUCCCUCUGUAGACUUUUACCAACCUCCGCCUGCGCAUCUAAAGUACAAGUAUCCAGAUCCAGACCCAAACAUCAUUAUUAACAUCAUUAAAGCAUUGCUCUCCCACAAACCUUUUUAUGUCCAAGCAUUGCAUCUUAUGAACAAAAUGUCUUUGGAUACACCAUUUCGAGUCGAUGAAAAUGCGGUGCUUAGCUUUAAGGAAAUGUUUAGAUACUUGUUUCUUGACGAAAUUGCUGCAAUCCCAACACCAGAUAGUGAAGAAGAGUCUGAAAUGUCAAGUGAUGGUGAGAGGGAGAAACAACUUUUACCGAAAUCUGUGAAAAGGCUACAUACUCUUCCUGUCACCCGGAAACGUCCAGCAGCUAUAAUAUCCACUGCCAAGCUGCCCAAAGUGAAGAGAGUACCUGUGAACCAACAGGAGGUAUUUGAGAAUGCCCCCAGCAUCCAGGAACCCAAGAAAAUUGCUUUAGUAGUUCACCAGGAUGCUUUACAAAAGCAAGCUCAAGAAGUGCAAGUUGUAAGCGAGUUUGGGAAAUUCCAGAAAGAGGAAUUGCCCGCCCCUGCUGAAGAAACUCCGUCAUCAGAAUCUGAACAGCCUAGUAUAUCAAGAAAAGAAUUGUUAGAUAAUAGACUAUCCCACAGUGAUAUGAAGAUGUUGCCUGUUUUCAAAAACUAUCACCCUGGUGAGCCAUCAAUGAGACUGUAUAUCAAAAAUCUGGCUAAGUCUGUCACCGAACAAGAUGUGAAGAGAAUAUACAGGCACUAUGUGGAGAGGCUCAGUGAAGAAGAGUUGGUUGGGUUUGAUGUGAGGGUGAUGCAAGAAGGGAAGAUGAAAGGACAGGCGUUUGUUACAUUUCCAUCUCAGCAUUUAGCUGAAACAGCGCUUCAUGAAACAAAUGGAUUUUUAUUAAAAGAAAAACCAAUGGUUGUGCAAUUUGCUAGAGCUGCUAAUAAAAAGACUGUUUCCUAAUUAUUGUUUUUCAUUUCGUCUAAAGUCACUGUUUUUA
Molecule: messenger RNA, 1376 nt
Organism: Ostrinia nubilalis (European corn borer)
Lineage: Eukaryota; Metazoa; Arthropoda; Insecta; Lepidoptera; Crambidae
Product: RNA-binding region-containing protein 3-like
Exons: 1
Coding region: 50-1339 (429 amino acids)
Biological process (GO): mRNA splicing, via spliceosome
Cellular component (GO): U12-type spliceosomal complex
Molecular function (GO): U12 snRNA binding; pre-mRNA intronic binding
Source: RefSeq, a predicted model, not a curated record